This is a messenger RNA of Magnolia sinica, 1096 nucleotides long. RefSeq lists its product as uncharacterized. The coding region runs from base 12 to 833 and encodes 273 amino acids. Lineage: Eukaryota; Viridiplantae; Streptophyta; Magnoliopsida; Magnoliales; Magnoliaceae. Gene Ontology annotation, cellular component: cytoplasm; nucleus. The transcript has 2 exons. The record is from RefSeq and is a predicted model, not a curated record.
AAUUUUGGGAAAUGGAAAUUUCCAGUUCGUCGUUGGAAACAGCCGAUCAACCAUCCGGAACAGAGCUUGAGACACUCAUGAAAGCAAUCCAAGAUAUUCCGAACGAAGCUUUCGAUCAGGCGCUGAACAUCUUCUUGGCUCUGAAGGACAUCAAGUUCAAUCAACCAGUUCUACGGCUGCAGAAGGAUGUUUAUGUUUCCUUUCCUGAGAAUUCUCUUGACCCAGUUUUAUUUCAGAUUAGGAAAGAUGCCUUCGUUUUAGUCAGAGAACUGGUCAAUGAGCAGCUCAAAAAGAUUUGUUACCCACCAAGGUCCGAGCUGAAAAUGGCAAUCAGAGUUCUUGGAAUGCUCUUCCAGGAGGCACCCUCCAUCAGCGUCCUCUUCGGGGAGGACCAACGGCAGAUUCAUCAAUUACUAUCACAGCUUCUGGUGUUGUACGACAGUCUCCAACCAGAUGAACAAGAAUACGUUGUGCCGAUGAUCUUGGACAUCUCUAUUCAUAGCAACACAAGCAAUAAGAUGGUGGGUAAGAGCCCUGAUGCUAUUGCUUUGCUUAUCAAGGCCUUGGGGACUGGAAGCACUGAUAGUAGGAGACAUGCAGCCAAAGCCAUUCUCAAUUCCAACAAGGCGAUGCUCAUUGAGUCAGGUGUUAUGGAGGCCCUUGUUAAAAAUGGAGUAGUGCAGGUAAUUCUCAACAUGAUCACUGAAGAAAAGCUUGCGGAAGAGAUGUUGGGGUUGCUUGAGAUGCUGUCAGCUAAUCAGGAAGCCCUCCAUGAGAUAAAUAGAGCUGUGCCUUUGUUGCUGCAGAAAAUCAAGUGUAGAAGAACUCAUUAAGUCAUGAGAUGUUGAAGACCAUGGCCCACAACAUGAUUGAAUUCUCACCCCUGUGUUUUCCAGCAUAUGCACAAUGAUCUGAUUUGAUGCAAUAUACUUUCGAACAGAGAGCUACAUAUUCAAUCCCCCCAGCCCACCACUCAGUUGCCCUCAUGUAUCAGGUUCGGAUAAGCCAAGAGUCUUUAUUCAUCAUGAAUGCAGCUAUACAUGCUUUUGUUCUUACAUCAGAUUCUACUACUAUUAAGGUUUUAGCCUUUUUAUGA